Molecule: messenger RNA, 7127 nt
Organism: Lethenteron reissneri (Far Eastern brook lamprey)
Lineage: Eukaryota; Metazoa; Chordata; Hyperoartia; Petromyzontiformes; Petromyzontidae
Gene: SSU72
Product: SSU72 homolog, RNA polymerase II CTD phosphatase
Biological process (GO): mRNA processing
Cellular component (GO): nucleus
Molecular function (GO): phosphoprotein phosphatase activity
Source: RefSeq, a predicted model, not a curated record
GCUACACUUCGGCCUAUACUACGUCUAAGCAGCUACGCACUUAAAAAAAUUUUUUAAUUAAACGGCAAUUUUUUUCUCGGACCACUUUCUACGAAUUAAUGUAGAACAAAGUGGGCCCUUUGCACAUUUGUACUCUUGAUAUUUUUAAAAUAUUUUUUUUCAUUUCACAAGGUAUGCCUCAAACGCCUCUGCGUGUCGCUGUCAUUUGCUCGAGCAAUCAAAACCGAAGCAUGGAAGCGCAUAGCUUGCUCAGCAAGAAGGGCUUCGAUGUGCGCUCGUUCGGCACGGGAACGCACGUGAAGCUGCCGGGCCCCUCGCCCGACAAGCCCAACAUCUAUGAGUUCAAGACGCCCUACGACGCGAUGUACCAGGACCUUCUGCAGCGCGACAAGGACCUGUACACACAAAACGGAAUCCUGCACAUGCUUGACCGCAACCGACGCAUCAAGCCGUGCCCGGAACGCUUCCAAGAGUGCCCCGAAAGGUUUGACCUGAUCCUGACGUGUGAGGAACGGGUUUACGACCAGGUCGUGGAAGACCUGAGCGGCCGUGAGCAGGAGAGCUUCCAGCCGGUGCACGUCAUCAACGUGGACGUGCAGGACAACCACGAGGACGCGACGCUCGGCGCCUUCCUCAUCUGUGAGCUCUGCCAAUGCAUCCAGCUGACCGAAGACCUGGACAAUGAGAUUGACGAACUCGUGCAGGACUUUGAGGAGAAGAGCGGGAAGCUGAUUCUGCACACGGUGUGCUUCUACUGAUCGCGGCAUGGGGGGUUUUCUCUCCGCGGGUACGAGGAGUUUUGCGGGGGUGCUGAGAUUCACGAGAUGGGGGGGGGUGGGGGUUGAGACGGGAGGCAUCCCAUCUUGUACUGGUACCCCCCCCCCCGCCUUUCCACCAUGCCCCCCCCCAAUUAGUUCCGUUUAACUGCCAACCGGGAUGACACUUGGCUGACACUCGGCUGCGUUGAGCUUGCCCAUGAAUGGCCGCACCGAAUGCCCGAGACGAUGCCAUUGCAGUGCCGGGUCCCUGGAGCAAGGAAUUAAAUGGGACGCCCCCCCCCCGACCCCCCUAGCUCCCCCUCCACCUCCCCCCACUGCCUCCCCCCCCCCCCCCACCCUCGUGCGUCGUCUGGAGGAUCCUUCCAGCCCGUGGGCCGCGAUGCAGUUGCACCGCCUGCACACUCGCCAGCCGUGCCACUGCGCCAGUGAACCCCGGUUAUUGCGGUCGCGACAAAAUGGAAGAGAAUCGAUCGCCGCCAAAGGUCGGGGGGGGAGGGGAUGGGGGGGGAGGGGUCACGCACGUGGUUGUGCAACGCAGCCUCGCGUGUUUUUGCCGGUCCGCAGCAAAAUGUCACAAGCCGUCGGUGUCCCGUCUGCCGCAACUAAUUAGACGGAGUAAGUCAUUAAUUCUUCCUGCGUUUCUCCCAAUUCCUCACAGGAUACCCCCCCCCCCACCAACCCACCCAGCGUCUAGCGUCAACCCCCCGCCUCUUGGAAGGGAGCAGAUGUGAGUGAGCGGUACGUUGCCGUUUUGCUCAUGGCAGAGUGGCGGGCACUGGUCAAAGUGAAAAGUCGGAAUGGAUCGGGCGCACAGCGGAGCGGAGUGGGGGCUGGAUUGCGGUGGAUGCAGCACGGUGGGCGCUGAAGGUGAAGAGCGGACAAAGGAAAUGUUUAAGACUGCCGGAAAAAACACCGAGAGGUAGCAUUCGGUUUGGGGACAGUGCUAGUGCUAGUACGAGUGCGGCGAGGGUUAGAGUUCGUGUUUUAUUGACUCGUGUUGUUAGCGGUAGGGCAACUGUUUGCCUAUGGAUUGGGAGGAAGACCCGUGUUCAGUUAGCUAGUGGAGUUUGGGUUCGGGGUAGAGCUUCUAGGGCAGUUUGGUUAGGGGUUGGCGUAGUGUGUGUGAUUCACGAGUGGUGGUUAUGGCUAUGGGUCGUAUUUGGUUGGCUAUCGUUGAUGAUAUAUUCAGUGGCAGUGUUGGUUUAUUGUGAGCUAACACACUUGAGGUCGGCGGUAGAGCUCGGAGCUGGUUGGAUAGUGAUUCAGGGUGCAAAGUAUAGGAAAGGUAAGGAAGUCACUAAGAAGUCUUAUAAGUAGAAAUUGCUAUAAUACAUCAAAUCCUGCCGAUUUUUCAACAAGAAAUGCAAGCAUGGGCAGCAACAUAAAAAGUCUCAGACCACACGGAGACAACAACAACACAACCCCUCAAUAAAGUUGCAUGUUGAAAUGUGAGCUGUCAAUACCCUCGGGGGUGAGGGGAGGGGGGCAUAAGGAUCAAAAGUUACAAAUCACAAUUGCAAAUGAUCACACUUGUUUACCCAGGCUGGCCCCACCGAGUCUCAAGACUCUUUUUUUUCUGGAGGGUCCUGCCCAGUUUUUCACAGUAAGGGAGCGGUGCUGCCGCUGCCGCUGUUCCUGCGUGUAAUCCCAAUCGAGUGAUUUCCAGGUAAUUUUUCAGUUUUUAUAAUUUUAUUCCAUGGGUUUAAGUAUCUAUAGACAUGUGCGUAUGUAUCUAUUUGUGUGUGUAUAGACACGUGCGUAUGUACGUAGGUAACAGCCUGUACCAAUUAGGAUUGCCGCAUCUGUCCACACGUCACACUCUGCGGCUCGAAACCAGAAUGCACGGCUCCCCAAAAUUCAUUUGUCUGGAAUUUCUGCAGUUUAUUUUUUUUACGGUAGUUGAGCCGCCGUUGACGCGCGAUUGGCUCGCGGCCCAAUAAACCACAGUGCGGGGGAGCGACGCGGACAGAGCCAGCCGCCGUGGCCCUGUGGUUAAAGGCACUCGGCAAAGAAUCAGAUGGCGAAUUCACAUCAUGGUUUCGGUGUGGGGUGGUCCGAUAUUUCGGUCAUCAUUUCUUUACAUUCGUUAAAGUUAAUUGACGGCCGUGCUAAGAAAGAGGUUGGACGCUGCCGUAAUAAUGCGGAAUUUCCACCGGUGAAGAUGAUGCGCUCGUUUGAAAUGGGCAAUGCCGACUUGGAGACGGAGGCUAGAGGCGAGUGGGUAGUCACACGGCAGCACUCCGUCAGUGUUGCUGCUGGUGGAAAUUCCACGUUCCCGUGACAAGUGGCUAGUUUGUCCUCGGCCGAACACCUCUUUCACGUAGAAUAAUUGAAAGCCGUCUCAAUGUGCGCGGUCGAGCGUUGUGCAAUGGUGAUUACUCGUCACUAUUCAAGGUCGCCGUCUGAGAAUAUCCUCACGCUGCGAGUGAGGGUUUUGGCGCAUUCGGUAAGAGAGCCGCAGUCCACGUGUGAUGCAGACCUCAACCCACCCACGGGAGAAACCCUGCACACAUCUGGCACAGAACCUUGACUUCAAUCUUGGCGGAAUUCUCAGCUCGUGCGUUUCCAAUCCAAUUUACAGAACCGUGAUGUAAUGCAAUGUAAAUAUGCAAUAUAAAUAAUAAUGUAAUAAACGCUAAAUAGUGCUUAAUGAUUCUCUAAAUGAGCCCUUGCUGUCUCGUCACGCCGUGUUAAUUAAAUACAUUCUGCGGUCUCGUUGCAAGUGCUUGAACUCGGUGUUUGUUGUCCUUGAGGUUGUCUAGUGAGGGCAUUGUCCCGUAGCGGCAGCGGUGGUGAGAUAUUGUCUCCCUUGCCUGCUAUGCAGGACGUCGUGGGUUCGAUACCGAGCCGGACGCCUGCUGCUGCUGUAUAUUUAGAGUUUGCUUGUCUCUCUCUCUCAUCAUUAUCACGGUGGCUAGGAGAUGUUAACUACCUCGCCUGGUGUACAGGACGUCGUGGGUUCGAUCCCGAACCGGACGCCAGCUGUAUAUUUUGAGUUUGCUUGUCUCUCUCCCUGUGGUCGCGUGGCUUUUUCUCCGGGUCCUCCGGUUUUUCCCUCCACAUAUAAAAACACGCGGAUGAGAUGAGAGUUCUGUGUCGGUUGAGAUGAGGGUUCUGUAUGGGUUUAGAUGAGGGUUCUGUAUGGGUUUAGAUGAGGGUUCUGUAUGGGUUAAGACGAGGGUUCUGUCUGGGUUUAGAUUAGGGUUCUGUAUGGGUUUAGAUGAGGGUUCUGUAUGGGUUUAGAUGAGGGUUCUGUAUGGGUUUAGAUGAGGGUUCUCUAUCGGAUGACAGGAGAGUUCUGUAUCAUAUCAUAUUCUCCUGCAUUGACUGGCACACAGGUAAAUGAGAUGAUGGUUCUGUAGUGGAAGGAAAAAGAGUUCCCGUAUUGGAUGAGGGUUCCGUGUAGGAUUCGGCGAAGGUUCUGAAUUGCGUGCGUGAAGGUGUAUCGGCCCGGUGAUUUCUGUACUACACGGUCAUGCAUCUGAUACGGAAAACCCUUCGCCUGGUUAGGAUGCCUUUGUUCAGCUCAUAAAGUGCUGACCAAUUUCACGCAAUCAUGCACAGUAAUAAUAACCCUACACACCCUAUUACAACACUCUAUUAAACACCAUUGUCAUGUACAUGCCGUUGUUAAUAACUAAUUGCUAUUUCGUGACUGCUUCCUUGUUUUAUUAAUAUUAUGAUUGUUUACACAGGAAAGCGUUACUAUAUCUCAACUAUUUUUUUUAUGAGGAUCCUGUUAUGAUAAUUGGUUUUUAACCCUUUUAUCUGGCAACAAAACUGACACCUUUUUUUACGACGAGUCAUGUUUGCAUAGACCACAAUACCUGCAGUCAUAAUGCAAACAAAAAACAUAACUCUGAUAAUGUAUGCACUGUCUUGUUGAUUGGUCCACACCCGAGACAGCUUUCCUUAGAGCCUAGUCUCACAUGGUGUUUUGGCAUAAUCUGGUCCAACACCAUGUGAGACUAGGCUCCAAUUAUAUGUUUUACUGGCAAAUGAGGUUCCAAUGGUGAUCUUGUUAUGGUUUCACAGUUAGGGGACGAUGUCGUCGCUGCUAUGUGUACUUGAAUCCCAAUUGAGUAAUUUUACUGAUUUUGUUUUUCGGCAUUUGGGAUGUUAGGGCCAAUGCCAGUUACAUUGUACGUUUUUUUUUUCGUUUUUUGUCGCUAUGCGAGCAAAACCAGAGGACCUGGGAGAAACCCAUUCAGAACACGGGGAGAACAUGUUGAGAACAUACAGAAAGGCACCCGAGGUCAAGGAAUCGAACACGGGCCCUUGAUGCUGUGAGGCGCAAGUGUUACCGAUGCACCACCCUGCCAUAUUAACACUGAUUGUUGAACUUAAAACUCGUUAUGCGUUGGUGCGAAUCAUUAUAGGGGGGGGGGAUAAUUAAUUUAAUAUCGCUCCCGACAGCGCAUCAUCAGCCUUUUUUGUGUGGACUUAGGAUCCCCUUGAGGUAGACAGAUCCUCCGUGCGCUUGCCAAUAACAUCUGGCAACCCAGCGGCGGUAUUCAUUUAACGAACAUGACUCUGCUGAUGGAAUCCUGAAGGUUGAAACUUGAUGUGUGUGCUGCCGUGAGUUACGUUUGUGUGGAAGGCCGCUAUCCGCUGAGUCACCCGCUCCGCCCUCAUGUCAACUUAAUUCGGUAAAACUGCGGGGUCAUUUUGGUGAAAGAAGUGUGGAGUCUGCCCUCCUGAUUAUUGAUACAGAGCCCAGCCUUGCCCCCGUGCCGUGCACCUUGCUGCUUGACAGAAGAGGCUACCCCCUUUUAAAGGCUGCCGGGAUUUUUGCGCAUGACGCAGCUAAUGCGCUUGACAGCCGGGCUCAUAACGCGCUCAAAACUCGCGGCGUCCGGCGUUAGAUAAGCCGCCCGAACCACCAAGGUCUGGCAAAACUUGUACUGGAAGAAAAACAUUCUAAUAAUCGUUUACAUGCCGGGGGUGGAGCGGCGGGAACAGCGGUUGGCACAGCGGCGCUGCGAAAUUCAGCGACCUGAGUUCGACUUCGAGACGCGGAUAACCCCGCAGGUGAUGUUUGAUAUUGGAAACCCGGUCCUGCACCGCCCCCACCCCCUCCCCUUUAAGCAAACCUGCAGUGACCAGCGUGGUUUGAAGCAAUGGUCAUCCAACCCCCAUGACCCACGCAGCAUGGGAAGCAUCUUCUUGGUUCUUUCGGUAAAGUCACGUAGAAGGAAAAGAAUCUUCUUCCUAGCGUUGUUCCCGCUGUGGCGCAGGGUCCGCUUUUCGGCAUUGUCUUCUCCAUUUGGCUCGGUCCAGGGCAUCUUCAGGGGAUGCGUUGACCGUCUUCAUGUCUUCCUUUAUUCGGUCCAUCCAUCGCUUCUUCGGACGUCCGUGUGGACGGCGGCCCUCUGGCUCAAUACGCACGGCAGUCUUGGCCACCGAUGACUCUUCACUUCGCAUCACAUGGCCGUACAACCGAAGCCUUGCCUCAAGCAUCUUGUCCGCAAUGGGGGCCACACCAAGUCGCUUCCGAACGUCUUCGUUCCUGACACGAUCCCAUCGAGUGAGCCCGAGGCUCCAUCUGAGCAUCCUCAUCUCCAUGGUGUGGAGAGCUUGUUCGUGUACAGUUGUGGCUGGCCAGCACUCGGAUCCAUAGAGUGCCACCGGUCGGACGAUGGUCUUGUAUAUUUUUCCCUUCAGCCUAUCCGGCAUUUUCCGAUCACAGAGGACUCCGGUGACUUGCCUCCAUUUCAUCCACGCCGCAUUGACUCGUGACCUCACAUCAGUCGUGAUGCUACCAUCUGAGCUGAUGGUGGAGCCCAGGUACUUAAAGUCCGUCACUUUCUUCAGAUCUUCUCCGUCAAUACUGAUGGUGCCGUCGGUUUGGGGGCCACACUCCAUAUACUCCGUCUUUUUGAUGUUGAACCUCAUCCCGUUUUCGUCCAAACGUUCCUUGCACAGGCGCGUUUGUCUUUCCACUUCUCCUCUCUCUUCAUCUGAGAGGAGGACGUCAUCCGCGUAGAGAAUUGACCAUGGAAGGAGCGUGUGCAGGUCGGCAGUGAUCGUGUCCAUGCACAGGAUAAACAGGAGUGGUGACAGGGCCGAUCCUUGGUGCACUCCAACGCUGAUGGGAAAUGGCGGUGAUAUGCCCACUGCACACCUGACUGCACUGGUGACGUUCUUGUAUAGGAGUUGCACCCAAUGCACGUAGGUUUCAGAGACUCCAUGGGAUCGAAGCGAGUGCCAGAUGAGGUCGUGGGGGACCCUGUCAAAUGCCUUUUCAAGGUCGAGGAACGACACGUGCACAGCUUUGUUCUUCUCUCUGUGCCUCUCCAGCAGACCUGUUCUCCACCUGAAGACGGCUGCUUGCGUUGUGGCCGAAAC